Cyclocybe aegerita is the source of this 795-nucleotide messenger RNA. NCBI's taxonomy places the organism in Eukaryota, Fungi, Basidiomycota, Agaricomycetes, Agaricales, Hemipholiotaceae. The record is from the annotation of a GenBank genome assembly.
AUGUCAAUGCCUCCCAACUCACGCCUGGAGUACGGGUACGAACUUCAGGACACGAACUUCCGAAAUCAUCCCCUCGACCUCGAGGGUACCCCCAAGGAGGUCUCGGUUUUUCAUGGAGCUCAGAGAAUAACCAUUGAGGGAGGGAGCACGACGAUCAGGGCUGGCCUUCAAAUGCAACCGAUUCCUCACCCCGCCGCCUCUCCCUACGCCUACCCAUAUGUCAGUAGCAACCCUUAUGGGCCGUCGUGGGGUCCUGCAUCCGCACCCCUCGACACUCAGCUCCCUCAGCAAUGGAUGACUCCAUUGCCCGCCGAUCAGGUUCCCAUUCAACAUCAAACCCUCCAGUACUGCGCCGAGCAAGAGAAUCCAGGAGGCCUAUAUGCAGGAAUAGCUCAUAAAGAGGGGACCUCUGGUAUAUCGUUCCCAGAAACCAACAACGCCCACCAGUUCAAUCAAGGUGGUUAUAUGAAAAAUCACACUGUAGAAGGACUAGAGGACGUCAUCCCUCCGAACCGGCCGUCCUCGUCGCUGGCCCAUCACCAUCCCGCCACUACUCUCCAUUCACAGUCCGAACCGCUGGGCCCCCAAGGUCAAACUCAUCCCAAUAGAAGCCACUCGGAGACCGAACCUCCCACUCUCCCUUCCCACAUCGAGGGAGGCGAGAGUGAUUCGAAAACGAUUGGUCAGACGCCUGCGAAACCACAGAAAAAGCGAAGUAAGGUCAAAAAAUGGAUAAGAUUGAAAUGUCGGCUGAUAAUAUCCGCGUUCAAACGGGGUGGCCAUGGAAGGUCGUAG